This is a messenger RNA of Astyanax mexicanus (Mexican tetra), 1402 nucleotides long. RefSeq names its product olfactory receptor 1-like. The transcript has a single exon. Gene Ontology annotation, cellular component: membrane. Gene Ontology annotation, molecular function: G protein-coupled receptor activity; olfactory receptor activity. Gene Ontology annotation, biological process: G protein-coupled receptor signaling pathway. Bases 108 to 1199 code for a protein of 363 amino acids. The record is from RefSeq and is a predicted model, not a curated record. NCBI's taxonomy places the organism in Eukaryota, Metazoa, Chordata, Actinopteri, Characiformes, Acestrorhamphidae.
UCUGCAGAAGGUACAGUAUCAAAGCAAUAAUGGCUCUGCAGCGUUACUCUUUUAUUAGUAUUAUGAGGGCAUUAUAGAACAUUUAAUGUAACAAGAAUUUAAAAUAGAUGUUCCAGCAUAAAUCAAAUUAUUGCCAAUUGUUUUUACUAGAUAUUUUUAAUAGGUAUUUCCAGAUGGCUGCUAACAUGACCUCCAUGCAGUCAGUUUCUUCAACCAACACAACAUUUAUUCGUCCCUCCAGCUUUUACAUUAACGGACUUUACAACAUCCCACAUGCAAAGUACUACUAUGUGUUUCUGUGCUUUGUGUAUGCAGUGACUUUGUUGGGGAACUCUUGUAUAAUGGGCACCAUAUACCUGGCACGAAGCUUGCAUACAGCUAAGUAUAUAGCCGUCUUCAAUUUGGCCUUUUCUGAUCUGUGUGGAAGUUCUGCUCUUAUUCCGAAGCUUCUGGACAUGUUUCUGUUUGAGAACCAGUCCAUUUCUUAUGAAGCCUGUCUAACAAACAUGUUUUUUGUUUAUUUUUUUAUGACUCUGCAGUCUCUCACCUUGCUUGCUAUGGCCUACGAUAGGUUAAUUGCCAUAUGCUUUCCUUUAAGAUAUCAUGCAAUUGUCACCAAAACAACAAUGACUUUGAUCAUUGGUGUAAUGUGGAUAUUGUCUAUGAGUGUCAAUGCUCUGCUGGUAGCUCUGGUUACCAGGUUGUCCUUCUGUAGAUCCACUACAGUUAACAGCUAUUUCUGUGAUCAUGGGCCUAUCUAUAAGCUAGCCUGUAAUGAUAACUCUAUUAAUUCCAUAAUGGGUUAUGUCUGUACUGCUGCACUUCUUUAUAUUCCAUUGAUACUAAUUGCUCUUUCAUAUGUUUGUAUCGGUUUUGCACUUAAGAAAAUCUCACAUGGUGUUGAGCGAAUCAAAGCUAUGAAAACCUGCACCUCCCAUCUCAUAUUAGUAGCCAUGUUUUAUUUACCAAUAAUUGGUGUUUACACUGCAGCUCUAACAACAUCUUUAAAUACUAAUAUCAGAAUAAUCAAUACUGCCCUAACACAAACUAUUCCACCCAUGUUAAACCCCAUCAUAUACACACUAAAGACGGAGGAGGUUUCACAGUCUAUUAAAGCUCUCUACAAACGAAGCAAAGUGAACUCUGUAAUGCAAACAGCUGUCAAAAACAGAAAGGGCAAAAUACCUGUGACCUCAUGAGAGACAUGAGCAUGGGAUGUCCCACAAUAGUCCAUAUAUUCAUCAAUUUAUACAUUGGUGCUUGUUAGUUUUAUUGUACUGUAACAUUUUUGUGUGUAAUAGUGAUUUCAUAAAUGUGUAAUCAGCAGCUAUUUUCAUAGACUAUAAAUCAACACAAGGUAGCUACUGUUUAAAUAAAUAAAUAAAAACUCAUCACAUAUCCU